GCUGGGCUCGUGCUUGACUCCCGGCGGGCAAUGGCCUUUGGCCAGCUUAAGCUCCCGCCUUCUGGGGCUGGCCGGCUUGCCCUUUCCACGCCGCCUACCCUCUCUCGAUUCUUGGGGCGUCUCAGGCAGCCAGCGAGCCUCAGUGCUAAUGAAAGAGUCGGGAUCUGCUCUCCUCACACAGCCUAUGACGCUGCUCCCCAGGAAGUCAACAACUGGCUGGCUAAAGGGCUUGCAGUUUCCACCUCCAGGCCCAUCCAUCCUUCCAAAGCUCCUGAAUGCCCCACGGAGGGAAAACACAGAGUAGAAUUCAAUGUUACCCACACCCAAGAUCUGGACAAAGUCAUUUCUGCAGUGAAAGGAAUUGCAGGUGUAUAUGUCACGUCUUUUUCUGCUAGGUCGGUUUACAAAGCAGCAUACUUCUCAUUUGCAUGUGGGUCCCUGAGGAGGAGAACUAUGGGAUUUUUUCAAAACAAAGAUGGUGAGUAACGCACA
This is a messenger RNA of Balaenoptera musculus (blue whale), 492 nucleotides long. Its product is annotated as NIF3-like protein 1. The record is from RefSeq and is a predicted model, not a curated record. NCBI's taxonomy places the organism in Eukaryota, Metazoa, Chordata, Mammalia, Artiodactyla, Balaenopteridae. The coding region runs from base 31 to 486 and encodes 151 amino acids. The transcript is spliced from 2 exons.